Molecule: messenger RNA, 867 nt
Organism: Neltuma alba
Lineage: Eukaryota; Viridiplantae; Streptophyta; Magnoliopsida; Fabales; Fabaceae
Product: 60S ribosomal protein L11
Exons: 5
Coding region: 81-629 (182 amino acids)
Biological process (GO): translation
Cellular component (GO): ribosome
Molecular function (GO): structural constituent of ribosome
Source: RefSeq, a predicted model, not a curated record
UCCUCUCGCAUUAUUAGUGUUUCUUCUAGCUGCCUUUCUUCUCUGUCUCCGCCGCUUCAGGUCGCCUAGGUUCCUUUCCAAUGGCUUCAGAGAAGAAGCUGGCGAACCCUAUGAGGGAAAUAAAGGUCCAGAAGCUCGUUCUCAAUAUCUCAGUGGGUGAGAGUGGAGAUCGUCUCACCAGAGCUGCUAAGGUGUUGGAGCAGCUUAGUGGCCAAACCCCAGUAUUUUCUAAAGCAAGGUAUACUGUUCGUUCCUUCGGUAUUAGAAGGAAUGAAAAGAUUGCAUGCUAUGUCACUGUUAGGGGUGACAAGGCAAUGCAGCUUCUGGAGAGUGGUCUGAAGGUGAAGGAAUAUGAACUGCUGAGAAGAAACUUCAGUGAUACAGGAUGUUUCGGCUUUGGCAUUCAGGAGCAUAUUGAUUUGGGGAUCAAAUACGAUCCAUCUACUGGUAUCUAUGGAAUGGACUUCUAUGUUGUUCUGGAGCGCCCUGGAUACCGUGUGGGACGUCGCCGCAGGUGCAAGUCUCGUGUUGGGAUCCAGCACCGAGUCACAAAGGAGGAUGCAAUGAAGUGGUUCCAAGUGAAAUACGAAGGAGUGAUCCUGAACAAGUCCCAAGCAUUUGUUGGUUAGAUUGCAAUAUUGAAUGUAGCAAGUUCCAAUUUUGUGAUUUUAGUUUGAAGUUCCCUGGACUAGCAUCUUAGUUUUUUCUGGUAGAGUACAAGUUGGAUUUUGCCAUCAAUAUUUUAUAUUAUGUUGUUGACACUACUUGAGUUGAAUGUUCUACAUUGUCCAUUAAUCUACAUACCACUCGCUACUGUAGUAUGCUGUUUUGUGCAAUAGAUAUAUGAAUUCUGAAUAAUAUGCUUCA